AAAAACCCUAUUUUCCCCACUCACACUCGCGCUAUCCCUCUAGGGUUUCUCUCUCUCUCUCUCAAACUAUGGCAGACGAAGGCCAAUACUCUUCAGGCCCCGACUCAGGUAGCCACAAGCGCAAAUACGAUGACCAGGGGCCGCCGUCUUCCGUUGGCCGGAGGUCCACAGGGUUCUCGUCUCCAGAUUCCGCUCCUCCUCCUUCCUAUAACAGCGUCCCGCCACCGCUUGACGGCAUCGAGAUGGCCAAGCAGCGAGCUCAGGAGAUUGCUGCUCGCCUUACGGCGGCCUCCGCUGGCUCUGAAGCCAAGCGCCCUCGUGUCGAGAACGGUUCUGGCGGUGGUUUUGAUAACGAGAAGGGAUUUAUGUCCGGUCCUUCUGAUAUAAAGCAUAUGUCAAGCUCUGCUCCUUCGGCAAUACCUGUUUCAUAUGGUAGCUACCAUGGUACUAGCAAAAAGAUUGACAUUCCACAAAAUAGGGUUGGUGUUAUAAUUGGCAAAGCUGGAGAAACCAUUAAAUAUCUUCAACUGCAAUCUGGCGCAAAGAUUCAGGUCCAGCGAGAUAUGGAUUCAGAUCCUAAUUCCGUGACUAGGCCUGUGGAGCUCAUGGGUACUGCUGAACAAAUAGCUAAGGCUGAGCAGUUGAUAAAUGAUGUUCUGGCGGAGGCUGAAGCAGGAGGUUCUGGCAUAGUUUCUCGAAGAUUGACAGGACAUGCUGGAAGUGAGCACUUUGAAAUGAAGAUACCAAAUAACAAGGUUGGCCUGGUGAUUGGUAAAGGUGGUGAAACAAUUAAAAAUAUGCAAGCUAGAACUGGAGCUCGUAUUCAGGUGAUCCCGUUGCACUUGCCCCCGGGUGAUACAUCUACAGAAAGGACAUUACACAUAGAUGGGACUAGUGAACAGAUUAAAACUGCUAGAGAAUUGGUUGAUGAGGUCAUAAGUGAGAAUCGUAUGAGAAAUCCAGCAAUGGCUGGAGGUUAUCAACAGCAAGGAUAUCAAGCACGACCACCUGCAAACUGGGGCCAAGGGGCUCCUCAAAUGCAGCAACCUGGCUAUGGUUAUAUGCAACCUGGAGCUUAUCCUGGCCCUUCACCACAGUAUAACAUGUCUCAGCCACCUUAUGGGGGCUAUCCUUCCCAACCUUCAUCUGGUGGAUAUGCCUCUGGUUGGGACCAGUCAGCUAUACCACCAAACCAGCAAAGUUCUUCUGCAGGUGGUUAUGAUUACUAUAAUCAACAGCAGCCUUCACAGCAGCAGCAAACGCCUGGUGGUUCAGCAGCUCCAACUGAUAAUAGUGGUUACCAUUACAGUCAGCCACCAGCUUCUGGCUACAUGCAACCAGGACAAGGUUAUGCUCAGGAUGGCUAUGGUGGAUACCAUGCACCUCCACAAUCAGGUUAUGGACAACCAGCAUCAUAUGAACAACAAGGUUAUGGCUCGGCACAAAGCUAUGGCAGUGCAACGAACCCUACUCAAGAGGGUCACACUCCCUCCUAUGGUGGUCAAGGAGAUGCUGGUCAAGCACCUACUUCUACCCAACCUUCUGCGGUGGGUCAGCAAGGGUACAAUACAAGUCAGGUGCCUAGCCCAAAUCCUGGCAGUUAUCCACCUCAAGGAAGUACUCAACCUAGUUACAGUCAGAGUGGCUAUGGGAGUCAACCACCAGCUCAGUCGGGCUAUGGACCUGGGUAUGGACCACCACAAGGGCAGAAACCACUGGUCAAUCACCCUGCCUAUGGGCAGACACAGCAGUCUCCUACCACCCCAGGAAGCUAUGGCCAGGCAGGAUAUCUAUCGCAGCCUCCAUCUUCUGGCUAUGGACAAGCAGAAUCAGGUUUGCAACGGCCUCAAUCAUCUACUUAUGGUGGUGCUGCAGCUGCGCAGCCGGGAUAUGGUGCCCCACCCUAUGCAGCACAAUAUAACGCCUCUUAUAGCAGUUAUUCACAGCCUCCAGCAUAUCCUUCUGACAGCAAUGCAAGUGGGGGCACUCGUGGGACUUAUGAGGCAGCGCCAGCUGCUCAAACCGGGCAGCAAGGUGGAGCUGGAAAUGCAUCACCGCGAACUUGAUUAGGGGUAAGUUUGUUUUAAGACGAUUAAAUAUUUUGGUACUUGAUGCAAAUGGUUUUAUUGUACUCCAGGUAGAUCUAGCUAUAGUUUUUGCAAUGUGAUUUAAAGUAAUGCUAGUGUUUACUUCGAUAUUUUGAUGCUGCAAAUGGUUUUGGAUGGUUUAA
Gossypium arboreum is the source of this 2230-nucleotide messenger RNA. RefSeq lists its product as uncharacterized. The coding region runs from base 69 to 2066 and encodes 665 amino acids. The record is from RefSeq and is a predicted model, not a curated record. Gene Ontology annotation, cellular component: cytoplasm. Gene Ontology annotation, molecular function: mRNA binding. Gene Ontology annotation, biological process: regulation of gene expression. The transcript is spliced from 6 exons. Lineage: Eukaryota; Viridiplantae; Streptophyta; Magnoliopsida; Malvales; Malvaceae.